AUGUCGCUUCUCCUGGCUUUGAUCGGUGUUGUGGUCGGAGUGGUUGUUGCGAGCAACCUGCUGCUAAGGUGGAACGAGCUGAGGUACGGCAGGAGGCGGAAUGGGUGCCUACCGCCGCCGGGGACAAUGGGGUGGCCGCUGUUCGGCGAGACCACCGAGUUCCUCAACCAGGGCAUGAGCUUCAUGAAGGAGAGGAGGCUCAGAUACGGGAGGAUUUUCCGGACGCACGUCCUAGGGUGCCCCACGGUGGUGUGCAUGGACCCCGAUCUCAACCGGCGCAUGCUGCUCCAGGGCGAGUCCAGCGGCCUGGUCCCGGGCUAUCCGCAGUCCAUGCAAGACAUUCUCGGCCGCAACAACAUCGGUGCCUUGCAUGGCUCAAUGCACCGGUUCAUCCGCGGCGCCAUGCUCGGCCUCGUGCACCCUGCUGCGAUCCGAGCCAGCCUCCUUCCCAAGAUCGACGCCUUCAUGCGCUCCCACCUCGAUGGAUGGUCCGGCUCCGUCGUCGACAUCCAGGCAAAGACCAAGGAGGUGACCUUGCUAUCUAUGCUCAGGCAAAUCGCCGGCAUCACCGCUGGCCCGCUCUCUGAUGCCCUCAAUACAGAGUUCUGCACCCUUGUGCUCGGCACCAUCUCCUUGCCCAUCAACCUUCCAGGGACCAGGUACUACCAGGGCUUGCAGGCGAGGAAGAAGCUCGUGUCCAUGCUACAGAAGAUAAUCACGGAGCGGAGGUCCACUAUUCAAGCUCACGGUGACAUGUUGGAGGCUCUAUUGACAAGUGGCGAUGACGGGACCAGGGAAAAGCUCAGUGAUGAGCAGAUCAUUGACUUGAUCAUGACCAUUAUUUACGACGGGUAUGAGACCAUGUCGACGACCUCAAUGAUGGCUGUCAAGUACCUGUCCGACCACCCACGGGCUCUCCAAGAACUAAGGAGAGAGCAUCUUGAUAUUAGGAAGGGAAAAUCGCCGGAGGAGGCUAUCAACUACGAGGAUUUCAAGUCCAUGGCCUUCACUCGAGCUGUCAUCUUUGAGACGCUAAGAUUAGCCACAGUCGUGAAUGGGCUACUGAGAAAAACUACUCAGAAUGUAGAAAUGAAUGGGUUUGUCAUUCCAAAAGGCUGGAGAAUCUAUGUUUACACAAGGGAAAUAAACUACGAUUCGUUCAUGUACUCUGACCCGAUGACCUUCAACCCAUGGAGAUGGCUGGAGAAGAACAUGGAAUCACACCCACACUUCAUGUUGUUCGGGGGAGGCAGCCGGAUGUGCCCUGGGAAGGAGCUGGGCACGGCUGAGAUUGCAACUUUCCUACACUAUUUUGUGACUCGAUACAGAUGGGAGGAGGAAGGCAAGAACACCAUAUUGAAAUUCCCCCGGGUGGAAGCUCCCAAUGGGCUACAUAUCCGAGUUCAAGAUUACUGAUCUUGCAACAUACAUUUUGCUUAGUUUAGAUUGGUUAGACCCAGACAGGGACGAUCAGAGUGUGAUUCCGCGCCAAUGAACGGAUUAGACCAGGCUUGUAAGAAAUAGGGAUAAUACAGGUGCUAUGUGCUAAUUAGGGAAUAAUUGAGGAAGAAUGCUCUUGUGUUAUUUUUGUUCGAUCAAUUCUUAGACCGAAAUAAAUGUAUCAUGUGCCGCCGGCGCAAAAAAAGAAGAUAAGAAAUAUGC
Triticum dicoccoides is the source of this 1662-nucleotide messenger RNA. RefSeq names its product cytochrome P450 85A1-like. The record is from RefSeq and is a predicted model, not a curated record. The coding region runs from base 1 to 1416 and encodes 471 amino acids. Lineage: Eukaryota; Viridiplantae; Streptophyta; Magnoliopsida; Poales; Poaceae. Gene Ontology annotation, molecular function: monooxygenase activity; heme binding; oxidoreductase activity, acting on paired donors, with incorporation or reduction of molecular oxygen. Gene Ontology annotation, biological process: sterol metabolic process; brassinosteroid biosynthetic process; multicellular organism development. The transcript has 8 exons.